AUGGGAGAGUUAACCCUUGGGGAACUUAAGGCGCUGCGCCAAAGGGAGGCAAAGCGGCCCUCUUCGGGAGAGACUGAAGGCCACGAAGAGGCCACAACGACACACAAGGAGAGACUAGGUGUUAUAUCUAGCCGCGAAAAGUUCCCUAAAACGCAAACUGCUGCACCGAAAAAGAGCAGCACCAAGGGACCCGCCGUACUCCCCAACAACACAGCGUUCAACCCCUACAACACGAUUAAGUUCGGAACCAAGGGCGCCAACUCCAGGCUCAAGGCACGUGACCCCAGGUUCAGCGACUUCUCGGGAACGCUGAACGAUGACCUGUUCCGCAAGUCGUACGCCUUCCUGGGCGACAUGCUCCAGGAGGAGGUCAAGGAGAUAAAGGCCGCAGUAAGGGCCGGGGAGCGGGCGGGCGCCAACAGCGUCAAAGCCACUGCUGCCCUCGGAAGCAUCGCACAUAUGAACAUCGCAAGCAUUUCGGACGCGAAACGCGCGCUAGACAGGUACAAGACACAGCAGAAGCAGCUGCAGAGCGGCGACGAGCUGCGCGCUCUGAAAAAGGACCUCAUCGACCAGGAGAAGCAGAAGAUCGCAACAACGGGCAAGACACCGUUCUACUACUCCGAGAAGAAGAUCAAAAAGAUCCACAGGGCCAAGGAGGCGGAGAAGGAGCAGGCCGCGCUACAGUCUGCCGCCAUCAACGCUGGCUCGGCCGGCGCGAUACACAAGAAGGUCGCGCGCACACUGAAACGCAAGUUGCCUAAGAUGCCCAAAGUACACGCUAAAUCGGCGGGCAAAAAACCACUCACUGAAUGA
Babesia ovata is the source of this 816-nucleotide messenger RNA. RefSeq lists its product as uncharacterized. The coding region runs from base 1 to 816 and encodes 271 amino acids. NCBI's taxonomy places the organism in Eukaryota, Apicomplexa, Aconoidasida, Piroplasmida, Babesiidae. Gene Ontology annotation, biological process: maturation of SSU-rRNA from tricistronic rRNA transcript (SSU-rRNA, 5.8S rRNA, LSU-rRNA). Gene Ontology annotation, cellular component: 90S preribosome; nucleolus. The transcript has 2 exons. The record is from RefSeq and is a predicted model, not a curated record.